UCACAAAACCAACCCCCAACAUAAAUAUCUCUCUCUGUUCGUCUUCUUCUUCCUCAAUCAUCUUUUAGGGUUUGAAACGAAAUCUCUGAAACAAUGUACGAUUGUAUGGUGGAUGAGGCCAAGCUGUGGCUGGACGAACCUCCGCAUCGUAAGAGGAAGCUCGAAGCUCCACCACCACCACCACCGAUCGUAGACUAUUCAUUAACGACGACGUUUUCAGAUUCCGACGAGGAAGAGAUCGAUCCGGUGGAACGCGAGAAGUAUCGAAAACAAGUCGUAGAGUCCGGCGGGUUCGAUGUUGACUUUUUCCCUGUCUAUGGAAGCUUAUACCAAUCUGGAUCCACUCCUUCCACUGUACUGUUGAGCAAGGUGGGACUCCAUACCUACAACUUUGACAAGGGGACAUAUUUACAGUUCAGAAGUGUUCAGAAAGCAAACGAGGAGUAUGCUUCGUUUACUACGUACUAUAUAACGGUUGAAGCGGUGGAUCCGUUCAAUGAUGAUUCACCUGUUACUUUCCAAACCUCUGUCUGGGAUGCUGCUACAAAGAGCAACGAGAGCUCCAGAUUUAUCACUAGAGUGUCCAGAAUCAAAGGAACCAAAGAAGAAACUUCUCUGUGGGACCACAAUGCUGUAGAUGUGUUCUAUAAAGAUGAUAUCGCUUGGCUAGAGGAUGAUGCUCUUACAGGAAGUGAUAAGCUACAAUACUAUGAGGUGAAGGAAUUGGAUAUGCGAGAUAACAACGAAUGGCUUUAUCUGUAUGCUGAAGUUGCAAUGUUCUCCAAGUGGGCAACUGACCUUAGCGCUUAUCUGCCGGUGAAGAUGAAUAAAGUAGUGGUACGAACAAGGGAAGAUGUAGAGUCGAGUAUGAAGCUCAGGUCUAAGAAUGCAACUUUCUAUAUGAGUUUCACGGCCUGUGGAGGUCUCGAGUGCAGGGGCAUAAUAAGGAGGACGACGGAUGGAAGACCACAACACAUGAGCCUUCAAGCUAUAUGUUGGAUCGACAACUAACUGUCCAUUUUAUGUAUUUAAUUGAUCUUUGCAAUUGUUAUAAAAUAAUAUACGCUUCACGUUUCAGAGAGCCUAGUUUUAUUUAGGGGAUGUUAGAACUUUGACAUUGUUGGAAAUGAUAUUAAGUACAUAUUUAAACA
Molecule: messenger RNA, 1151 nt
Organism: Raphanus sativus (radish)
Lineage: Eukaryota; Viridiplantae; Streptophyta; Magnoliopsida; Brassicales; Brassicaceae
Product: UPF0725 protein At2g20620
Exons: 5
Coding region: 94-1011 (305 amino acids)
Source: RefSeq, a predicted model, not a curated record